Molecule: messenger RNA, 9737 nt
Organism: Hippoglossus stenolepis (Pacific halibut)
Lineage: Eukaryota; Metazoa; Chordata; Actinopteri; Pleuronectiformes; Pleuronectidae
Gene: mgaa
Product: MAX dimerization protein MGA a
Exons: 24
Coding region: 476-8731 (2751 amino acids)
Biological process (GO): regulation of transcription by RNA polymerase II; cell fate specification; positive regulation of DNA-templated transcription
Cellular component (GO): nucleus
Molecular function (GO): RNA polymerase II cis-regulatory region sequence-specific DNA binding; DNA-binding transcription factor activity, RNA polymerase II-specific
Source: RefSeq, a predicted model, not a curated record
UCUGUACCUCUCCCCCCACUCCUCCCUCCCUCUCUCUCUCUCUGUACCUGUCUCUCUGUCUAACCUCCUCUCAGUAAUGGCGGCCGUCCUGGUCCUCCAGGCGUUGUGAAGCUCUGGGUGAAGUCCCCGGGCUGGAGGCAGCUCUGUAGCCGCUCCGCAGCGCUCAUCCUCCGGCUCGUUGCUUCGUGAGAGGCCGACGCCAAUUUUGAACCAGGUGGCGGCAACAACAUGGCGUCCGAGGCUGCGCAGUCCCGGAGCAGACGUCAGAUGACGUGAGGGCGGGGGACACCGCGUGGUGUGGGUCCGUCCCCGGUUAAAGAGCCGAGGUGUUCGACGGGAAACAGACGGUGACGCUCGGACUCACGUUGCUCCGUCCAAACUUUGUGUGCGAGCCCCGCAAGGGUACUGUCUUGAAUCAUCAAACAGAUGUUUAAUAAGCGCUACCUCAAGUCAUUUAGAUGUCUGGGACCUGUUCAUGGCUUGUGAGAAUAAGCAGAAAGGCAUGGUGUUCCAUCAAGAAGGGGCACCCACCUCUGCAACAGCACCUGCAGGAAACCAUCCAUCUGCAUGCUUGGUUGUUCCCAAACUAGGGGAAGCAAGUGAAGGCGGGAUGGAACGAAGCACCCAUGUAACCAGCGAAGAGGCAGACGUGAUUGAAGCCAACAUGUAUCCAUCGAAGGAAGGCAUCGGGACUCCUGGUGGUUUUCCUGCUGUGAAAUAUCCCACCAGUUUAAAUCCUCAUCCAGACAACCUGUCACCUGAUAUCAUCUGCAAAGGAAUCAGAGUGACGCUGGACAACAACAGCAUGUGGAAUGAGUUUUUCAGAUGUAAAACAGAGAUGAUUCUGACUAAACAAGGCAGCAGGAUGUUCCCUUACUGCCGCUUUCGCAUCUCCGGCUUGCAGCCAUCUAAGAAGUACUGUCUAGUCAUGGAUAUUCAACCUUUAGACAACAGUCAUUACAAGUGGACUGGCAAGAGCUGGCAGGUUGCAGGGAAAGCAGAAUGUCAAGUAAAGAGUAAACCAUUCGCUCAUCCAGAGUCCCCAUCAACAGGUCAACACUGGAUGCAGAAUCCAGUGUCCUUUUACAAACUGAAGCUCACAAACAACAUCUCAGAGCAAGAGGGGAACACCAUCCUGCAUCCCAUGCACCGCUACUCUCCACGACUGCAUGUAGUCCAAACUGACAAAGCGGCGAAAGACAUAAAGCUAAAUGCUCCUUGUGUUGUCACAUUCAGUUUCCCUCAGACUGAGUUCAUGGCAGUCACCGCUUACCAGAACUCACGUUUUGCUCAGCUCAAAGUCGACUAUAACCCGUUUGCCAAAGGACUGAAGGAGGAUGGGUCCAGUUCGUUGGGCCUAAAACUGAAAUUGAACUCUGGCAAAGACUUGCAUAAAGCUGGAGGCACAACAACCAAUGAACAUCAUCCUGUAAAAGAGAGCUUGAAAUGUUUGCUUGCAAACCAUAAACCAAGAAGCUCAAAAGCAAUGGAUUCAAAACUUCCGGUGUCAAGUGACCUACAGAAUUCAACCACCAGUGGAGAUCAGUCAGCUGCCCAGGUUCCAGAGGAAAGUUUGUGCAGCAGUUCACAACCAUCUCAGAAGUUAUUUUCGGAACUUAUUCGGGAGGCUCACGUUUCACUGCAACGAUGUAACCUGGACCAGCUGGACGUCAAUAACAGCACCUCUCACAGAGCUGAGCUAACAAACACUAAAACCACAGCUUUGGAAAGUAACAGAGAAGAUGUCUCCAAGAAAGACAAAACACACAGUGAAACAUUGUGUGUAAAGAACUGUGAAACUGGGUUAAUGUCAAAGAGGAAAUUCAAACAGGAUAAGCACCUUUUGAACUUACACAACUGCAAGGACAAUGCUAGCUCGGAUUAUUCUGAGGUCACGAAUGUCGUUACUGUUCCAGUGGUGUCCCAGAAAACCUCUGUUGACUCAAACCACAAACCUACACCUGCAUUUCCAUCAGAGGUGAAUAUAAAGCAGCAUAAACGACCGGCACCUCUACCUCUACCAGCCCUUGCUCUUUUUUUGAAGCAGCAUUUGACAAAGUCUAAAAAGUCCAAGAAUAAGCCAGGUUCUCCUCCCCCAGUACUUUCAUCUGAGUCACAGAGUUCUGCUGAGGAUUCUACAUGUGUACUCUCUGAUCAUGCCAGCAAUGCUAAUGUUCCCUUGAAAGAUCUCACUGGCAAUAUAACAAAAUUUAACAACCACGCCUCAGGACAAGCCAUUGCAGACAUUCAUCCACCUGGAAAAGCAGUUAAAGCAGCCUUUCAGUCUUCUAGUCCAUCAUGUUUAGAUGCUAUAGGCAAUGUAGAGCCAAAGGAACCAAGGGCUGAUGGUCACUCGGCCUCCAUUUCAGUUUUUGAAAACCCAGGCUCCGACAUGGCCGUACCAGAUGACAGUCCAGUGCCACCAAACUCAGAUCAGCAAUUGUGUACCCAUGGGACAUUUUCAUCCUCCAUUUGUUCAACUCUUGCUACCUCUUCUGCAUCUCCUGUGUUGUCACCGCCCCUUGACACAGUGUUAAUUGCCCUGAACUCACCACAAACACCAACAUUCACAGAGUCUUCCACACUACCCUCUGACUCCCCCACCAUAAAGUCUGAUUCUUUGCUCCCUGACCCUGAAUGUUCUCCUUUUGGCUUUAAGCCUUUGUCAGCUACUACUUCUCCAGAACCUUUACCUCCCCUGCCUUCCUCGUUAGCUUUUGAACUGGACUCCACUACCUCUGAAACAACUCUGAGAGCAGUACCCCCUGAAGAGUUAUCGCAAAAUGUAUACUCUACUCCAACUGUGUUAAAAUGGCAUACGGUGUUACCUACACAUGUGCCGUACAUAGACACUUCAUACACAACAUUUCAGUCCACAUCACAGCCACUUUCUUUAGUAUCUAUCUCAUCACCUUUGUUGCCUUCUACGACUCCCACCCACACAGAACCACAAACUCUUGAAACCUCCACAUCUAUGGCUCUGGAUGAUCCUACUUUAUCAUUUCAACAGAACGAACAAUUGCUGCCUUUCCCAGGAGAACUGUCCCCCCUUGCACUCCAGUUGCCACUGUCUCCAACUUUUUCUUCAUUAGAUGGAGAUGGAUUGUCACCUACGCCUUCAAUCGCAGACCUUGUGCAUUUUUUCUCCACCGAUGAUGACCUUGGGAUGGGGGUGGAGUUUUCAAAUUCGGAGGCAGUGGCAGUUACCUGCCCACCUCCUACUAUAGUAGAGGCAAUUGCACAUGAACCUUCUCAGCUAGUCCAACCUUUCCCAGCUAAGAAACCCUGCAAGAGCAAGAAGAAGUCCCGCCGACGAAAGCUUGCCAACAUGGAUAUAGAUCAGAAGGUUGAUAAUGCCACCUACACUAGCAUGAAGCCUAACCUGGAGGAAGUGGAGGAGCAGUUAUUUAUCUCGUUCACAUCCAAGGAGGCCCUAAAACUUCACAUUGCAGACCCCCCUGAGGAAACGGUCACGCAACCUUCACACAACCAGACGACACCUGAAGGUCACCUGCCACCACCUGCUGACACAACUGAGAAUGUGAAUGAUGACGUGACAAUGUGUUGGUGUCCAGCAGAGAGUGUGGAGAGGAUCAAUAGCUGUGAGAAGAUUCUCCUGACAGACCUGAAGAUGAUGAAACACAAACAGGUCAUUCACCCUGUGCUGCAGGAAGUGGGUCUGAAGAUGAACCUUCUGGAUCCCAGUCUGGCCAUAGACCUGCAGUACCUGGGAGUCCAUCUGCCCAUCUCCCCUCCUGGAGCAUCUCAGGAGCCUGUGACCCUGGAGCUGCCUCCAUCUCAGGCGUUUGUGUCCAGAACAGGAAAAACCACCGACGUCACUCAGAUUAAAGGUUGGAGAGAUAAAUUCACUGCGUCGGAGGCUCCGCCCACUCCUUCAUCAGCCACACCUGAAGCUGGUCCCAGUUCAGAUCCGCCUAAGAAGAACCUGUCUGCGUUCUGCAGCGACAUGUUGGACGAGUAUCUGGAGAAUGAAGGGAAACUGAUCGACGAGCGAGCUGCAAGCUUCUCUCAGCCUGUGGUGGGGCCGGUGGUGUACGAGCUUCCCGCCAGGAGCACCAGCUACGUCCGAACCCUGGAUAGCGUAGUGAAAAAACAUACUGCCAGCUCCCCCACCUCAGACCUCAUAUCUGGAUUCAUCCCCCCCUCCAAGAGAUCAAAACUCUCUCUCAAAGAGACAAAGACUUCCAGCAAAGAGAGGAAACACAAAGGUCCUAAAAUGAUCAAACUCAGACCUGAACCGGCUGCUGCUUCAGUUUCAACACCUGAACCAAGUCCAGCUGAACCAAACCUGGCCCCUAAACAGCCUGCAGUCCCGACCUCAGCAGCACCCCCGCUAUCAGAGCACACAACACCCGUCACUGAACCUCACAAAUCCAAGAAACACCAGAAGCAAAAGGUCAGUUUCAACCGCACAGAACUGUUAACUCUGUCCCCUGAGACCCCCACCUUUAAUAGGAGAAGGAAACUCAAACCCAAGUCCUUGUGCCAGACUCUCAGCCCCCCCAGGACCACGGCCCACCUGCCGCAUGUCUCAGAGGACCUGGCUCCUUUAGAGUCGGAUUCUGAGCUGGGGGCUUGUGCCGAUCAGGGCGAUGAGGACAGCAGACCUGUGAUGACCCGAGCUCUGUUAAGACAGAAGGACCUGGAGGACGGAGUGGUGUGGGAGGGCCGACCCAGGACCAGCAUCACCAUUGAGCGGGCCGCCAUUGCCCUGACAUCACUGUUCACACUAAUGGGUUUCGUCAGCGAGAAUCCCACCGCUCCCGUCCAGCUGGUCCGCAGUCGAGCGCCGCCCUGCCUGAAUGACUUCUGCAGGCUUGGCUGUAUCUGCUCCAGUCUGUCCCACUGCUCCAGGAUCAGUCACUGCGGCCGGCCUUGCUGCAUGUUCGGCUGCAGCUGCCUCAAACAGAAGGUCGUCCUCCUCAAGAACCUCGACGGCUCAGACUCCAGCCCCUCCCCCCACAGGAGGAGGAGGAGGAGGAGAAGGAUGAAGAUGGCUUACAUUCUAAAGGAGGCGGACAGCGUUUCCCAGCCUGCUGAGCGGGUCAGGAUUCUGUGGAGGAAGGAUGCUAGAGACUCAGAUCCAGAUCCGACAUCCGUCCCUGACUUAGCAUCUCUGCUCUGCAGCUCUGAGAGCAGUGAUAACGGCAGCUGUGCCAGGGUCAGAGGUUACAUAGGAACAUCGAGAGACCGAGGGACAGCAACUCAGCCAGUUUCCCCCGUCCGGCCUCAGAGUCCUCCCUCAGAGCCGCCCCCGAAACCGUCGAAGCGUCUGAUCAUCAUUGCGGAGUGUAAGUGGGCCACCGAUGACGACCGCAACUACGUGUUGAAGAGGCUGUGCGAGGCAAUGGCUCAGGACCGACUGGACAAACCUUUCUGGCUCCGGAAGUAUCUCAUCAGUCCCACCAGUCAGAAUAUGGAGGAGAGCGGCAGAGACUGCUGCAUGCAGUACAUAGUCCACAUCACAAGACCCAGAGAAGAGCGUGAGAAACCAGCAGCUCCACCAAAACCACAACGACCGGGAAACCAGAGGACAGAAAAACCACAACUACAAGAAGAGGGCCACCUGAGACCGGUGAGCGGGGAGGCGGAGCAUCUGGAGGCUUGGCAGUGGGAGAUCACGGAGGAGGAGGAGCCUCCGGAGGACUGGCAGCGGGAGGUAGAGGAAGGUGAAAUCCUGGAGGAGGAAGGCUCAACACUUUACCAGAUGGACAAUGGGAGCAAGAGGAGUGGGGGGGGAAUGAAACGAAAGGAAAAGAAGAAGAUGGUCAGCUUGGCGCUCCCAUUCCUAACAGGAAUCUCCCCUGCUGGAUUCCUCUCAGCCAGAAGAAGACAACCGGGAGGGACCGACCACCUGGUCCAGGUCAACGGGAAACUCUAUCCUCUGGCUAAGAUCCAGUUAGGGAAGAUGGGGGCGCUCCAUCCGGCAAACCGUCUGGCAGCCUAUCUGACCGGCCGGGUGGGGUCCAGCAGGAAGCAACUAGGUUCUUCUUCGUCGUCCUCCCAAUCUUCUAAACCUCCUCAGACCCAGAGUUCAGACCCGACCCCCCCAAACUUGGCUUCCUCAAACAUCAUUGCUGCCGACACCACCCCACCCCAAACACAGCCGUCAAUCACAGCAGUUACCACCCUACCCUCUUCCACAGUUCUCGACCAAUCAGCUGGAGCACCUAAGGGGGCGAGGACCCAGGUUGUUGCGGUGAGGUUGUACCAGAAUCCUGCGGCUGGGGGAAGUCAGGUGACACCUGUCGCUUCUGGUAGCUCCACUCCCUCAACAGCCUCUCAGAUGAGCAGCUCUCGGGUUCAACUCGUGAAUCCUUGUGCAGGCUCGGCAGCGGUCCCAGGUCCUGGUGUGAAGGGCGUCCCCCCCACCGGUCAGAGGAUGGUCCUGCAGCCUGUUCACACAGCGUCAGGUGUGCAGUAUUACCGCAUACCAGAUGGUAAGCUGGUCCAACUACUUCCCAUCAGCAAGCUGAGAGCAGUCAACGCAACUCGGCGUGUUCCCAGAGUCUUUCUCUGUGACCCCCGUCCCACCCCCCUUGGCUCGGGCUCUGGUUUGCUGUCUCAGACCACGACGUGCACCUUUAAAAUCCUUCCUACCAACUCCAAGAAGGAACCGAUCUUUAUCAGCUGUCCUAAACUCCCCACCCGGGUGGUGACGACUCCCAGCACCUCCCUCCAGAGCCCCUCCCAACCCCCCGCCCCCCUGUUGAACCCUCUCUCCCUUAAACUCUCCAAAGGUCAGGGAGCGGAGCUCAACGGCAAAACAGUGAAGGUGACAGCGGACUCUGGUGGGCUGGUCAGAGGUCACACCUUACCCCCAUCGCACCCCAUUGCUGAGCCUGAGCUGGCCUCUGACCUGGUGGACCUGGACAUAAUCUGCAUGGACGAUGAGAUGGGGUUCGUUACCACAGAGACGCAGUCAACUGAGGUGGUGGACCUGGCAGGGUCUUCAAGUGGAGAGACAGAAAAUUCGUCAGACUUUGGAGACGAGUUGUACAUCGACGAAGAGAAGGAGACAACAGGGAACCAGGCGGAGCAGGUGAUCCAGGAGCUGAGGUCGACAGAAGCACAUCUGAAAGAGAAGAAGAGGAGGCUGAUGAAGAGGAGGGACCACUUCCUCUCAACCAUCGCUCCAACAGGUCAAAAAGAGCAGAUAGUCCUGAAGAAGCUGGAAAAGCAGGAGAGACACCCAGCAGCCAAUCAGUUGCGAGCACCAUAUCAUCAAACGUACAGCUGCAGACUCUCCAAGUUCCUCCUACCACUGCCCACCCCUCUACCAAACCUGUCCCUGUCCCUGCCCCUGUCCCUGUCGCUGCCCCUGUCGCUGCCCCUGUCCCUGUCCUGCCCCUGUCUCUGCCCCUGUCCCUGUCUCUGCCCCUGUCCCUGUCGCUGCCCCUGUCCCUGUCCCUGCCCCUGUCCCUGUCGCUGCCCCUGUCCCUGUUGCGGCACCUGUCCCUGCAACUGUCCCUGCAUCUGUCCCGACACCUCUCACUGCACCUGUCCUGUCCAGACACCUGUCCCUGCACCUGUCCCUGUCCCGACACCUGUCCCGGCACCUGUCCCUGUCCAGACACCUGUCCCUGCACCUGUCCAGACACCUGUCCCGGCACCUGUCCCUGUCCAGACACCUGUCCCUGCACCUGCCGCUGCACAUGUCCAGACACCUGUUGCUGCACCUGUCCCGACGUCAGUCAAGACAGCUGUCCAGAUGUCUCAGAGGAUCCUGCAGGUGUCUGAGUCCCCCCUGGCUCCUCCUGCUGUAUCCCAUAUCGCACCUGUGGUUCGAGGCCGGCCAAAGACGAUGCCAAACAUCUUGUCUCGCAGUAAAAGACCAGUUCCAUCAUCUCUGCUCACGACUAUUGAGGCUCCGUCUGUUCAGGCGCUGGUACCGGCUGACGUUCUGUCUCUGAUUGGUGCAGCGUUGCCAGGACAACAGAUGCUAACCCUGAAUCCGUUGAUGGCGGGACAGAUGGUUCUGCAGACGACAACUACAACACCAGGAGUGGCCUCUGUCACCCUCAACGUCCCCAGUCUGACCAAUCAGCAGGUCCAUCUCAGCUCACUGCCCCGUCCCCCAUCUGAAUCCAGAACCUUCUCAGAGGCUUCAAACCGGCUGCACCUGCCUCAACCCCCUCUGGUGGUUUCUGCUGGACCAGCUCUCCCCUCAGACCAGAUCAUGGACCAGGCCCCAUCCUCCUCCUCCACCCUGUGCCCAGGACUGAGUGUUGAUUGUGGGGCAGAGGUCGGUUAUCUGGGUGCGGGGCCAAAGACCAGAGCCGACGGUGGCAUUGAGAGUCCGACGUCCCUCAAUGAGAUCGUCUCCGUCAACCAGCGGACUGUCUCCACAGCGGGGGUCUCGUAUGAGGUGGACCACGCAGUGGGUGGAGCCAAGGAGCAGGGCCACACCCAUAGCUUGGAGCUGGACUGUGACAACAGCGCUGCCAUUGAGACAGAGCAUGGAAGGCUUCAGGGCCACACGGAGAUGACGCAGACCGGACCUCAAACUGGACCAACCAAUGGGAACACUACAGGUAAUGCCCUGGCCCUGCCCCCUUUGCUGCAGAUGAAGGUGGGAGGGGCUAAGGUGGUUGACUCUGCCAGCAGUGACAGAGCAACAGCGGGAGACCGGAGGGAGGAGGGAGUGAUGGCCUGGAGGCCGAUGCCGCGGCUGGUUCCUCUGGGGCUGAGAGGAAACCCGCCCAGCUGAUGAUGGCGCUGCUCGAUCAGUGUCCCGUUGGUCAUCGCUGUUUUUGUUAAGUUAUUUCAAAUAUUAACGUCCUCGAAAACAAACAUGACACAUCUGAAAAACUGUAAAGGCCAGAAGUCGACCUCCAGUGUGUCACGUGCACCCUAACAAAAGCAUGUGGACACGUGUCUGAGUGAUCUGAUCUCAGGUGAGUCCUCGAUGUUUCACACCUGAACUCUGAAGAUCCCCUGAGACAGGUGUGAACAGUGUCACCCCCGACCUCAACCUUCAACCUUGACCCUGACUACCACCUCGACCUUGACUCAUCGAUCAUGAAAAUUCGUUCUCUUCAGUUUUCAAAUUAAAAGCUCACGUUUCUAAUCUCAGAACCAAAUCCACCACACAAUACUAAAAUUGAAAUGUUUUAAACCUUUUUAUUUAGUUCUUUUUAAGGGUUAAAAAUGUGAUUUGCUUCAUCCCAGUGUUUUCUUCCUCUGAUCUGAAAUCAGUUUUCUAACUUUCAUUAAAAAGUCAUCCAGCAAGUGCCCUGCAAAAAAAUAUCUAUAAAAAUAAAGAAAUAGUUUAAUUCUCACAAAUCUUCCACCUGUUUUCUCUUAAAAUAUUAGUUCUCUAAGUCUCGUCUUUUUGUGAAAUUCUACAUUAUGAUUAUUUGUUCAUGUUAUUGUGUAUGUGGACAAACUUUUUUUAUUCUGACAUUUUAAUUAUUUUUUGAUGGGACGUAGAAAAACCUGAAAACGAACACAAAUUUUGCUUGUGCAGGAAAGUUUCUUCCUGUUUCAAGGAUUAAAAGACGAGAGCGUGAACAGGAAGUCUCACCUGCUCGGUGUUGGAUUGACGAUGAGAUGAAGAUGCAGCUGCUUCUUGUUUGUUGAAUUAAAUGAUGUUUGUACAGUUUGUUUUUCUUACAUUUGUAUUUUUGUACUUGUGAAAGAAACUUUCUGAUGUAAAUAUAAUUUGUCUGAUCGCACACUGUUCAACACUAAUAUGAAUAAAGUUUGAAUAUGGA